CCGACCCUGAAGGUCAACAGAACUCAACAAAGCACGUCUCCCAGCAGAGAAAGAGCACAAGUCGUGACUAGAGCUGCUUGUCUGGCAGACAGCAGACACUGAGUGACAGAUAUGGGGACCACUGCAGUGAAGUCCUGUGCUGGGCUUCUACUCUUCGUCUUGCUUUAUCAGAGCUCUCUAGCAGUGGAAAGGCAUUACUACAUCGCGGCUGUUUUAACCGAAUGGAACUAUACAAUCAGUAAAGAUCAGAGGUCUGAUUCUACUUACAAGAAGGUAGUUUUCAGAGAAUACAACGCUGGGUUUAAACAGGCUAAGGAUAUUCUACCAUGGGCGGGACUGCUUGGGCCAACACUGCGUGCAGAAGUUGGGGAUGUUAUGAAGGUCACCUUCAAGAAUAUGGCUGAUCGACACUAUAGCAUUCAACCAAAUGGCAUUGCUUAUGGGAAACAGUCUGAGGGGACCUUGUACUUUGACAACACCUCCCAGUUUGAGAAGAAGGAUGAUGCAGUCCAUCCCGGCACAGAACACGAGUAUAUCUGGGAGAUAACCGAAGACACUGGCCCGACUCUGGCUGAUCCGUCCUGUCUCACCUACACAUACUAUUCUCAUGUAAACGUAGUGAAGGACUUCAAUUCGGGAUUAAUUGGAGCAUUGCUCAUUUGCAGGAAAGGAAGCCUGGAUGACGAUGGCAAACAGAAGCUUUUCAACCAGGAGUUUGUGCUGCUCUUUGGUAUUUUUGAUGAAAAUAAAAGCUGGUACAAAGAAAAGGGGAGUGAAUCUCAAGCACAGCCCCUGUACUCAAUUAACGGUUAUGUCAACGGAUCACUGCCAGAGCUCAGCAUCUGUGCGUAUGACCCAGUGAGCUGGCACUUGAUUGGAAUGAGCUCUGAGCCUGAGCUCUUCUCCAUUCACUUCAAUGGGCAGGUCUUGGAGCACUCCGGCCACAAGAUGUCUGCUGUCAGUCUCAUUACAGCUUCCAGCACCACUGCCAACAUGACCGCAAAUCACCUAGGAACCUGGCUGAUGUCUUCCCAGCUCCCCAGGCACUUAGAAGCUGGCAUGCAUGGAUACAUGAAAGUUCAAGUUUGUGAAGGAAUAGAAGAGGUAAAGCGGAAAAUUACUAUUAAAGAAAGAAAAAUGAGCCAAGUGUGGACUUACUGGAUUGCGGCGGAAGAAACAACCUGGGACUAUGCUCCAGCAAUGCCAACGUACAUUGACAGAGAAUAUAAAGAUAUAUAUUUAGAGAAAGGGCAAAAUCGCAUUGGGAGAAAGUAUAAAAAGGUGGUUUACGUCCAUUACACUGAUGGAAGCUUCACUACAAAGGUGGAAGGGAGAAAACGUGAAACUGGAAUAUUAGGGCCUGUUAUCAGGGCUCAAAUUAGAGACGUAGUAAAGGUCGUUUUCAAGAACAUGGCCACAAGACCAUACAGUAUUUAUCCACAGGGCCUUUCAAUCAGCAAGAAUGAAGAAGGAGCAAACUACCCAAAAGAUGGCAGAGUUAAUCAGGAACAUGAGGUGAAACCAGGGGAGACACACACAUAUACGUGGAUAAUCACAGAGGAGGAUGAACCAACUGAAAAUGACCCCCGGUGCUUGACCAGAAUAUAUCACAGUGCUGUUGACAUGACAAGAGACAUUGCCUCUGGACUCAUCGGACCGCUUCUGAUCUGCAAGAGCCAGUCCUUGAGCAUAAGAAAUGUGCAGUUAAAAGCAGAUAAGGAGCAACAAGCAGUGCUGGCAGUAUUUGAUGAAAACAAAAGUUGGUACUUGGAAGAUAAUAUUAAAACCUAUUGCACAGAACCCUCAAAGGUAAAGAGGGAAGACCCAGGAUUCUACAAGUCCAAUGUUAUGCACACAAUAAAUGGUCAAGUCUAUGACAGUGGAGAAUUCCUUGGAUUUUGCCACAAUGAGGUUGUCACCUGGCAUGUUUCAAGUGUCGGCGCACAGGAUGAUAUCCAAACUGCCCACUUCUAUGGCCACACCUUUGAACACAAUAAAAGAGAUGAAGAUGUGCUGAGUCUCUUCCCCAUGAGCGGGGAAACCAUUACAAUGAACAUGGACAACAUUGGCCACUGGCUUUUGGCAUCAUUAAAUUCUCACCAGAGUAACAAGGGAAUAAGGCUACGAUUCAAAGAUCUAGAAUGCCUUCUAGAUCCCGAUUAUUAUUAUGAAACCACUGAUAAUGACAAAGAUGUGGGUAUUGUGUGGGUACCUAAUGAAGAAAAUAAAGAUGAUGUAAAAGUAAAUGUCAAACCGAAUGACAUAGUCUCUUCAGAGACAGAGCUUGAUGAAAUGACAGAAAUGUGGGCCAAUCAACUUGGCUUACGCUCUUUCAAGAAUAAAACGCAAGGCCUCAUGGCAGAGGAUGAAGUUUUGGAUUUCUCCACUCUGCUAGGUGAUUAUGAGGAUGGAAACCUCACGGAAAAUGUAAGUUUAUCUGCUUCAGUGGCCCCAAGCAACAAGAGCUUUAGAGCGGAUAGCAAUGACUGCCUGCUAAAGCAGGAGGUGCUGCAUGCAAUGCAGCUGAAUGAACCACAAGAGGGACAUCUCCACGUAACAGGAUCCUCUAAAGAAGAAGCAGAUCUGUCAAGCUCUGAAAAGCGGGCCAAGACAGGGGACAAGGCAGAAGAUCUUCAAAAACUUUUACUCAAUAGCACAGCUCAGUGGUUCACAACAAAAGAAGUUCACAAUAAUGAUUCUGUUCCCUUAACUAUUAGUAACAAGACAAGGUCACAGGAAUACAGAGAUCCGUUGUUACCUCCAGUGGCAAACAACAGUUGGCAAACCUUAAACAGUGACCAAGAAAGUUUUGUGAUGGGAAGAAACAACCAGUCUGCCAGAUCUCAUGAGGAACAAGAGAAGGAAAGUGCAAGGACCAUAGAGAAUUUCACAAUGGAGAAUAUAUCACUUGAAGGAAAUAACAGUACAGCUUUGCAGGCUACAAAAUAUGCAAUACCAGAAGAUAAGGAAGCAUUUAUUUACCAUGUCCCCAUCACUAAGGAGCUAGAAAAUGACAGUUUAGUGAAAACACAGAACAGCAAUAAUGCAGAUGUUGUGUUACUGGAUAGCCACACAGCAGACAAUGUAAUAGACCACACUCUACUAGUGGAAGUGGAGGGGCAAUCAGAGAUCAGAGAGUCUGAAGUAAUUUACAACACCAGUUCUGUAAAAGAUACAGCAAUAAAUGAGACUGUACCUGGUGGAGAAGGUAAAAUGGAUGCAGACAAUGAGCAAUAUCAGAUUUUAUCAAACAGUAAAAGUGAAAAACAUUUCCAGCAGCCUGUAUCCCAUUAUAGCCACGCAGAAGGUCAAAAUGUCAGUCACCCUGUUGUCACUCAGGAGAAAGGUUAUCAUCCUGCACGUGUGAAACAGUCUUUGGAAGUCACCAGUGGUAACAACGGAGGUGGGAAUUACAGUAUUGUAUCUGAACGGAACACUACAUUUAUUUCUGCUCAAAAUGAAACAAGUAACAGGUCAAAUACAACCGAAUAUCUCCAAUUGAAGAACCAAAACUCUUCUGAAGAACAAGCUGGGAUUCUUGCUGGUAAUUUUACAGCUGCAAUAGAAGUUAAUGGAAAUAUGACAGAUAUCUCUGCGCUAGAUAAUCAAAGCAUUGAAUCCAAGGACAUGAGUUCUGAAAGCAAUGAAACUGUAUGGGUAGCCUCAGAUAGUAGUCUCAAUGCAGCCACGUUUCUUGAUUUGGUAAACCAAUCAUCUUCUCUGGCAAGCAGCCCUGGGACAGAAACAUUUACUGAGACACUAGUGGUAGAAAUUCAUGGAAAUAUGACAGUAAUUUCAAAUAACAAAUCCAAUGCUGCACUUCAAAGUCGUGAUGGUGUAAAUGAGGUACAAAUCCCUGUGUCAAAGUUCAACGACAUUUAUUCAGAGGAAAUCAGUUCAGAGAGCGAUGAAAUGGUAGAGAAAGUGGUCAUUUAUUUGAAUGACACCACCGGUAAUAAAAACAGAAUAGGCAUUGUUACCACAUCCCUGGACCCUUCAAAGAAACACUGGGAAUAUCUAGGAAAGCAUAAAACUCAUCACAAGGAAAUUCCUAGUCAUGUGAAAAAGUACAUAGAAGAUGAAAAGCACAUCAAGGCAAGUGAAUCUAAAGAACCACCGAAGCACAAGAAGAAACUGGGUGGCAUAAAGAUGAGAAGGAAAAAGAAAAAUAAUGAAAAGGACCUUUCAGCGACGGGAAAUACGUUUACAACGGAGACUGGUUUUUCACCCAGAGGACAUAGACCGGAUAGCAUCAAUCCCAGAGUAUACAAGACAGUUUCAAAUGAGAAAGAGUUGAUCGGGAAAAACAUCGUCAUAGGCGUUCCAAGGGGGGAAUUUAAUGACUAUGACCUGUUUUUGCCGGACAUGAAUGAAAAUGAAGAUCUGCACGAUUUAGAGCAAGGCAAUAGCUAUGAAUAUGUAGAAUAUAAAGACCCUUAUUUCACCACUUUUCAUAGUCAGAGUAAUAAAGAUGACAUUGCAAACUACUAUAUAAGUACGGCACAAGGAAACGUAAGAAUGUACUUCAUAGCUGCCGAAGAAGUUGAAUGGGAUUAUGCUGGGUAUAAAGGAUCAAGAAGGUUCGAGGAAAGCAGUACAGAUGAAAGGAACACACAAUUUAAAAAAGUGGUUUUCCGUAAAUACCUGGAUAGCUCCUUCUCCAUACCAGACAUUCGAGGAGAAGUCGAUGAGUUCCUUGGCAUCCUUGGCCCGCUCAUUAAAGCUGAAAUCGAUGAUAGCAUUGUGGUUGUUUUCAAAAACCUUGCUUCCAGAGAGUACUCCCUACAUGCUCAUGGUGUUUCUUUUGGAAAGUCAAUGGAAGGAAUGGGUUACGAGGAUGAUUCUCCAUAUUGGUAUAAACUUGACGAUGCUGUUCAGCCUGGUGACACUUAUACAUAUGUAUGGCAGGCAAAAGACAAGAUUGGACCUAAAUCAGAUGGCUGCAGAACCUGGGUCUACUAUUCAGGUGUAAACCCUGAGAAAGAUAUAAACUCUGGAUUGAUUGGACCUUUGUUAAUCUGCGCGAAAGGGAUGCUGAAUAGUAGCACAGUCAAUACAAGGGAAUUUGUUCUACUUUUUAUGACUUUUGAUGAAAACAAAAGCUGGUACUUUGAGGACAACAUGAGGAAGAUAAACAACAAAGUGGCAGUGACUGAUCCUAAGUUUAAAAAAAGGAACAGAUUCCAUGCCAUCAAUGGGAUCAUUUACAGCUUGAAGGGUCUCAGGAUGUACAGCAAAGAGCUUGUGAGGUGGCAUCUGAUCAACAUGGGCGGCCCCAAAGACAUCCACUGCGUUCAUUUUCAUGGUCAGACGUUCCUAGACAAGCAGAGCAAGGACUACCGCCUUGGUGUGUACCCGCUGGUUCCUGGUACAUUUGGAACCAUUGAAAUGAGGACUUCUAAACCUGGCCUGUGGCUUUUGGAGUCAGAAGUGGGUGAAUACCAACAGGCAGGAAUGCAGACACUAUUCUUGGUGUUGGAUGAAGAUUGUGGGCAUCCUUUGGGUCUUACAACACAAAGUGUCUCUGAUUUGCAUAUCACAGCAUUCAAAUAUACAGGAGAAUGGAAACCUAAAUUAGCAAGAUUACACAAUAGAGGAUAUUACAAUGCUUGGAGUGCUGAUCCAGACCCUGCAGGGUCUAACUGGAUUCAGGUGGAUUUCCAGAGACCUGUUGUAAUCAGUAAGGUGGCCACUCAGGGUGCCAAAAAGAUGUUCAGAUCUCUGUAUGUCACAGAGUACUGGGUGUCUUACAGCACAGACAGCAAGAGAUGGGUUUAUUACAAAGGGAACAGCACGUCAUUCCGAAUGACCUUUGAAGGCAACAGAGAUGCCUAUGGAAUUAAGGAAAACAUAUUUAAUCCACCGAUAAUUGGCAGAUUCAUUCGACUCUAUCCCACCUUAUUCUACGGCCAGCCAACCCUCCGCAUGGAGUUUUAUGGCUGUGAGCUGGAUGGAUGCUCUGUUCCCCUGGGAAUGGAAAAUGGAGAAAUAAAAAAUGACCAGAUAACAGCUUCUUCCUCCAAGAACAGCUGGUUUGGUGGCAUAUGGGAACCCAGACUGGCUCGUCUUGGUAAUGGAGGGUCUGUCAAUGCCUGGCAAGCCAAGGCAAACAACAUCUACCAGUGGCUGCAGGUUGCAUUACAGGAAAAGAAAAAGAUUACCGGAAUUGUUACUCAGGGUGCCAAGUCAAUGACAAACGAGAUGUAUGUAAAAACAUUUUCUAUACAAUAUAGUAAUAAUGGAAACAACUGGACACCCUACAGAGAAGAUGAGGAUUCCCCAGAUAAGAUAUUUGUGGGAAACACUGACAGUUCUGGACAUGUAAAAAACUACAUUUACCCCCCAAUAUUUGCAAGAUUCAUCCGAGUAAUGCCAAAAACUUGGAACAACAGCAUAACUCUUCGAAUUGAGAUUCUUGGAUGUGACUUUGAAUAACAAUAAACAAUAUAAAUAAGAUAUGAAUUAGGACUAUAUAUAUAUAUUUUUUUUAACUUUUGUGAAAUGUGAAAUGAUUCAGCGUUAAUAUAAUGUGGUUUCAUUUAAAAAUGAGUACAUUAAAAAAACAAUAAAUAUUGAACAGCUGUGCAAUAAAGUUGCUUAAGUUGAUUUACCUUGCAAAAAAUAAACUGGUUUCGCCAGUAUGGAACAAUAAACUGUAAUAUAUAUAUUUUUAAAGUAAAUGUAAACCUACUACUACUAGGUGUAGGAUCCUAUUGAUCUUUUGGCAAAAUCUUUGUCUAGUUUUGUUAAAACCUGUAUUUCCUGUGUAAUCAAUGUUUCCAAAGAUAUUGCUGUCCAGAGUGGCCAAUAAUUGUUUUUGUUACCUAGUAUAUACAAUUCAAACAAAAUUAAUAUGUUUGUUUUUAUUUUUCUUCUUGUUUUUUUAUUUUUUAUUAAAUCCUCAAAUUAAUUGCCUAAUAAAAAUAAAACUCAG
This is a messenger RNA of Acipenser ruthenus (sterlet), 6934 nucleotides long. RefSeq names its product coagulation factor V (gene f5). The record is from RefSeq and is a predicted model, not a curated record. Gene Ontology annotation, molecular function: oxidoreductase activity; copper ion binding. Lineage: Eukaryota; Metazoa; Chordata; Actinopteri; Acipenseriformes; Acipenseridae. The transcript has 25 exons. Bases 112 to 6435 code for a protein of 2107 amino acids.